AUCAGGUUCGAGAACCCGAUAAGCAAAUGCCAAAUUCUACGGAAGCCUCUAAGUUUCACGCUCGACUUCCACAGCAUCCCUCCGAAUUCGAACCCCAAAACCCUCGCGAAACCCGAAUUCAACUGCUCCCGGAAGAACAAGAAUGCUCUUCAAACGCUUUCCAAUCCAAUCUCCACUGAUAAGGAACGCUCCUCCACACCUCCAAUUCAAUCCCCAAAACUCCAUUCUCCCUUCCCUCCGAAACCCCUUCUCCACCGAAACCCUAGCAGAAGAAGAGCAAGACCACCACGACAGCGUCGGGACCGUCUUCCACAUCAUCACCACCUCCUCCUCGCACAAUUCCAUGAUCCAAUCCCUGAAAUCCUCUGGAAUUUUCCUCUCCAACGAUUUGAUUGACCGGGUCUUGAAGAGGUUUCGCUUCAGCCACGGGAAUUCCUUCCGAGCCCUUGAAUUCUUCGAAUUCGUCGGAAAAAGGAAGGGUUUUUAUCACACUCCCUUCUCCUACGACACCAUGCUCUAUAUCUUGGGCAGAAGCCGGAGAUUCGAAGAGGUCUGGCGAUUGCUGGUCGAAAUGAAGCGAAAAGAUCGCAGCUUGAUCACCACUAGAACGGUUCAGAUAGUUCUCGGUAGGAUUGCCAAGGUUUGCUCGGUUCGGCAGACCGUCGAGAGCUUCCGAGGGUUCCGAAAGCUUUGUGUCGACUUCAAUACCAAUUGCUUAAAUGCUUUGUUGAGGACUCUGUGCCAGGAGAAGAGCAUGGCCGACGCCCGGAAUGUGUACCAUAGAUUGAAGCAUGAGUUCAGGCCUGAUCUCCAGACCUUCAACAUAUUGUUGUCUGGUUGGAAGUCGGUGGAAGACGCCGAGGGGUUUUUCGAGGAGAUGAUUCAGUUGGGAGUGAAGCCUGAUUUGGUGACAUAUAAUUGUUUGGUUGAUGUAUACUGCAAAAAUUGCCAAGUGGAGAAGGCUCACAAGUUGAUCGAUAAAAUGAGAGAUGAGGAGAUCUACCCCGAUGUGAUUACAUACACUAGCUUGAUCGGCGGAUUAGGAUUGAUCGGCCAGCCCGACAAGGCUAGAGAUGUUUUGAAGGAUAUGAGGGAGCUGGGGUGCUACCCAGAUGUAGCAGCAUAUAAUGCUGCCAUUCGGAACUAUUGCAUCGCAAAGAGGCUUGGCAAUGCUUUUGCUUUGUUGGAGGAGAUUGCAGGCAGAGGGUUGGCUCCGAAUGCGACGAGCUAUAAUCUUUUCUUUCGGUGCUUUUAUUGGGCUAAUGAUUUGGAGAGUGCGUGGAGGUUGUAUGAGAGGAUGAGGAGUGAGGGGUGCUUGCCCAACACGCAGUCUUGUAUGUUUCUUGUUAGAUUGUUCCGUCGGCAGGAGAAGGUGGCAAUGGCACUUCAGCUUUGGAAUGAUAUGGUCGAGAAGGGGUUCGGAUCAUUCACAUUGGUCUCUGAUGUGCUGUUUGAUUUGCUCUGUGAUUCAGGUAAAUUGGAUGAUGCUGAGAGGUGUUUCCUUCAGAUGGUCGAGAAGGGGCAGAAGCCAAGCACUGUUGCAUUUAGGAGAAUUAAGGUUUUGAUGCGGCUAGCUAACAGGCAUGACUCUUUGAGGAAUUUGUCGGAAAAGAUGGCGAUGUUUGGACAUUUAAGUCCAGUUGACACUGAAAGAGUGGAUGAUUCAUCAGAAAUACCAUCCUCCAUUCUGCAUCCCUGUUGAAUUGACAACAAAUAUGUAUCUCAAUCAAUGCACUUAAGCAUAGGGUCUUUCUUAAACGGGCAUUUAGUGUUUGGAGGAAUAUCAACUUGAAUAUUUAAGGCAGGAUCAACAUUUUCAGUAGAAAGAAUCAAUUCCCAUCUGACCGUCUUAUAUGUAUUAGAACAAUUUUGCUAAAUUUGUGGUUUUUGGGAGCAUGGACGGUUGCUCUCUGUUGUGAUUUGACUGGGUUGAUGCAUUUGUUUGUAGCCAUGUGGAAAACUUUGCAUUACUUGGUAAAGAGAUGAUCCCCACAUGAACUGACUUGCAUUAAUAGGUGAUCUUUCUGGCUCAUGCAAUAAAGUAUUGCUUGAGGAAUUUCUGGCGAUCAGCACAACAGACAAGCACUCUAAAUGAAGGUUUGUUAUUGUAUAUGAUGCUGGUCUAUGUGUGUACCUCACUUUUUGUCACAGUGUUGUUUUUAAAUUUGGAGCCUUCUAGUUCCAUUAA
This is a messenger RNA of Phoenix dactylifera (date palm), 2188 nucleotides long. Its product is annotated as Pentatricopeptide repeat (PPR) superfamily protein. Gene Ontology annotation, cellular component: mitochondrion. NCBI's taxonomy places the organism in Eukaryota, Viridiplantae, Streptophyta, Magnoliopsida, Arecales, Arecaceae. Gene Ontology annotation, biological process: RNA processing; mitochondrion organization. Gene Ontology annotation, molecular function: protein binding; mRNA binding. The record is from RefSeq and is a predicted model, not a curated record.